Messenger RNA from Magallana angulata, 2742 nucleotides. RefSeq lists its product as uncharacterized. The record is from RefSeq and is a predicted model, not a curated record. NCBI's taxonomy places the organism in Eukaryota, Metazoa, Mollusca, Bivalvia, Ostreida, Ostreidae. The coding region runs from base 158 to 1207 and encodes 349 amino acids. The transcript is spliced from 5 exons.
ACAUAGAAAUGCAUUCACCGCGCACCUGUUAUGUUUAUAUUGAACUUCCUUGUUUACCUUACUGCCAACAGCACACUACACAUAGAGUAAAUGACAUUCAAACAUUUAUAAAAGAUAUUGGUAUGAAAAAAGAGUGAUAUGGUAGAAGAUUGACGUUAUGGAUGUAAUUAACCCUAGGGUGAUUUACCUAGACAAUUUGCGCAGUGAUAUCGGCUUGAAGAACCUCAAAGAUAACAUUUACAAUUUGUUUGUCCAUUACCUGGGAAUAGACAUUGCUCCCAAUGACAUCUUCAUACACACCAACCAUGGAAAAGAUUCCUGGUACGCUUAUGUCAAUUGCCAUGAGGAACAUCAGGCAGAAUAUGUUCUUGAUCAACUAAAAUCUUGGGAUUCAAGGCGUCGAACAAGAUUCAAUUACACCUCUAUUUGUGCAGUUUCUCAGUCACUGGCAUCAGGGUACAAAACUGAGACUGUACGGAAAAAGAAAUCACGGAAGAAGCCAAAACACAAAGGUGGAGAGGAUAUUGACUACCAAAACUCAUAUCAAGAGGAAAAUUUAUUUAGUGCUCCUUUAAGUAAUGGUUUUCAGAAUUCAAAGAAAACUAAGGAUCCAGUGCAUGGAAUUUAUUUAGAAGGGGAGCAACUUGGGAACGAAACAAGAAACAAAGAAUUUAAAAAGGGAGGUGGAGAAUAUAUAAAGAAUGUAAUGAAGAAGCAUGUUUCAAAAUAUGUGUGUGCAUUUUUAAAUAGUGGGGAAGAAGGGACACUGUACAUUGGAGUCAAUGACGAUGGUUAUGUGGAGGGAAUUCUUUGUCCGCAAUCUUUGGAGGAUGAAGUGAGGCUGCAUAUUGAUGAAGCAAUAAAGGCCAUUAGCCCAUCUGUGUUUACCAACAUCUAUACUGUCAAAUUCACACCUGUAUAUUUUCAAGUAGGAGUUCCUAAAGAGAAUCACAAGGUCAUAGAAAUAAUUGUCCAUGGCACUGGAGACAUAGAUAGACUGUACCACUCUCCCCAUGGGGUUUUCCUGAGAAGGGAUGGAGGGGUGCAGAAACUGGGUGUGGCAGAAGUCCAGGAGUGGUCGGUUCAAAAACACCAGAAAAAGAUACAGAUAUUGGAGGAAAGACUAAAGAGACAAGAAGACAUGUUUGAAGCUAGAAUAUCACAUGAGGAGAAGGAGAAAAAGUCCAAAGUCUGUGUGGUUAUGUAGCUCCAUUAAUCAGUCCAUUUAUAUCACAUCGGUGCCUUAAAAUAUGAUGGAUGUCAUUCAUGUUAUGAUUUUGCAUAUUACAAUGAUAUGACAUAAAACUUUUUUAUGAAUUACUGUUGAAAUAAUUUUAUGCUCUUUUAAAUCUAAAAGACAACCUUAACCAAAUCAAAUGUUCAUUGAAAUGGAAUGCAAUAUCUUAGCAAGGAUACAUGUUGUUGCAGUGGAUUUUGUACAGUGCAUGUAUAAGGUAAUAAUGAAGCUUGUCAAUUAAGAUAUGAUUUACAAUAACCUAGAACAGUUUUAACAAGAGCUAAUGGACUUUCUGUGGGAUGUUGAUAUCUAGUUUGCUCAUCAAAACAAGCUGUCAAACAUUGACCUGCUUCUAAAUUGCUAAGAGAAGCUGAUUAAUAUUCAUAGACUGUCAAAACCGGAAAGUUGUUUGCCAAGAUCUGCUCUGCUGUGUGAAAUUGACACUGUUUCAGCGAAAUAUACUUCUCUGGGUGAAGUCCAGCGAGUGUCAUUGUGUUCAAUAUAUUCAUAUUUAUUAGCCAAUGACUGGACAGCUAACCAUGAAUAGACCACGCCUUUGUCAAAUCGGAGAUUGUCACGUACUGCUCAAAGUCCAAGCUCUUGUUAAAACGGAUCUAAUUACAGUCUAUAAUGAUGCUGCCAUUUCUUUUAUCUGAUUUUUAUAUAUGCACAGGUGUAGGAUUUUUGAAGUUUUCAAGUGGGGGAGGGAUGGGGUGUGCACCGAGUAAUGAUUUUGUUUGUUAAGGGUAAGGGGAGGGGGGAGGGAUCCAAAUUUAGACCAUUUUUGAUAGUUUUACUAUGUGAAUUAAUAAAUUUGAAUUUAACCCUCCCCCUUGCUUGAUCCACACAUGAAUCAUUUGUGAUCGAUGAAUAUAUGUGGAAAGAUAAAUUAACCGGUGCUUUUCAUAAUCAUAUGUAGUACAUACAUUUAUGCAAUAAUACAUGUAUUAUACCCUUUAUUUUUUUGUCAGUGCUUCUUUUUUGCCUUUCCUUUAAUAUCAAAGAGUCAAAUAUGAGAUGUUUUUAUUGACUAUAAAUAAUUGUGACUUUUAUAUGUAAGCAUUCCCAAAUCUUCUACCAUAUAAACAAUUUUGGUUGUGAUAAUUACACUUAUAUAAUGUUUGCUUUUUAAACAUGUACAUUCAAUGUGGUUUUAAUCAUUAUACAACACUAAGUAUUAGCCCACUUUUGCUGUGAUACACGACGUGUGAUGUUUUAUAUUAGUAUCCUGCACAUUUGAUUAUAGACUCGCAAGAUUUUACAAGGCUCAAUUUUUUAUGUAUUUUUUUGGUGACAUAAUAUAUUUUUGGUAUAUUUUCAAGUUAUGGUGUAUUGUUAAGAUUAAGGGUAACAUCUGCUGUUUACUGUGUAAUUUGUAUAUUAUACAUGUUGUAUUUGUUAUAAUGCUCAUAUUGAUGAAAUCAAUACAUGUAUUGCAUUAGCAGCAUUUUUAGACAUUUUGAUUUUUUUUUUCACACAUCUUGAAAUAAAAGACUUACUUAGUA